ACAUUUCUCAUCAGAUGAAGUCAAUUUUUUUGACUAUGAUACUAUAAUAAUAUCAAUCAAGAUAUCAAGAAUCAGCGAAUGUUCUGAGAAAGAGAUAGAGAAGGAGUAUCAUAUUGCAAAUAGUAAAAAUAAUUAUGAAUAAAUGUAUAAAACAAAGUUUUUAAGAAAAUUGAUAUUUAGAAAAUAUUAUAGCACAUUUCAUCGGGAAAAUAUGAACAAAGCAAUACUGAAUAAACCAAUAGAAAACUCAAUUAAGAAAAAACUGGAAACUACCUUGAGACCCCUGUAUUGCAAUGUUAUUAAUGAAUCUUACAUGCAUAAUGUUCCCAAGGAUUCCGAGACGCAUUUCAAGGUAGUAAUAGUAUCAGAAAAAUUUAACAAGCAGCCAUUGAUCGAGAGACACCGAGUAAUAAAUGAAUUAUUGCAAGUGGAACUGCAAGGAGGCGUACAUGCUUUAUCAAUAGUUGCAAAAACACCAGAACAAUGGGAAGCAAGCAAUAAAACAGUGACUGCGAGUCCUGCUUGCAGAGGUGGUUUUGGAAAAUAACGUUAUUUAAUAAUUUAACGAUUAAUUAAGGAUAAUAAUUUAAGCUAUAAAAUAAAUUAUGCAGUAUAUGUAAUAUAAGUAAUAAACACAUUUUACUGCAAUUUUUACAUAAAUAAUAUUUACAUAAAUAAAAUUUUUUUUUUUAAUUAUAUGAGAUCUCACAAACACACACGUUCUGUAUAUAAAAUAUCUCCUAUAUAUUAAAUAAAAUCAAAUACUGAACUAAAA
This is a messenger RNA of Formica exsecta, 775 nucleotides long. RefSeq names its product bolA-like protein DDB_G0274169. Gene Ontology annotation, cellular component: mitochondrion. The record is from RefSeq and is a predicted model, not a curated record. Bases 143 to 547 code for a protein of 134 amino acids. NCBI's taxonomy places the organism in Eukaryota, Metazoa, Arthropoda, Insecta, Hymenoptera, Formicidae. The transcript is spliced from 4 exons.